CGUCAUCACUCGGUGAGCGCCUGAGACGCGAGCAACGCGCGCCGGCGCCGCGGGCGAACAAACAGGUGGGCGCUGAUAAAGGCGCGCGUAGAAUCGAACGGCGGUGGAGUUUACCUCUGGCAGCUGGCAGUCCAGUCGACGGAAGAGAAAGCGGGGCGCGCGAGGGAGAUGUGAAUAUACAUUCGCGCGCGCGAGGAAAACGCGCGGCGAGAAAAUUCUCUCGUAGAAGGUGGCGGCGACGUGACGUGCGAACUGAUCGACGAUGAGCGCCGAGCUGGAAUUCGCGGAAAAGAGGCGUCGAUCGCGCACGGAGGUCGAUAGAUCGCUCUAUCUGCUCUUCGAGGAUAUAUCGUACAGCGUACGGCGUGGAAUCCUGACCAAGGAGAGAAGAGAAUUACUGCGAGACCUUAAUGGCGAUUUUCGACCGGGCGAACUCACGGCUAUUAUGGGUCUUUCGGGCGCUGGAAAAUCUACACUAAUGGAUAUCUUGGCAGGUUUCACGACAACAUCGGUCACCGGCAAGAUCCUGUUGAACGAACGGGAAAGAAAUAUGUCGGAAUUUCGAAAAUUGUCCGCCUAUAUAAUGCAAGACGACAAUCUACAACCGCUUUUAACGGUGCAAGAGGCAAUGUUCGUCGCCGCCGAUCUCAAACUUAAAUUGAACCGAUGUCAGAAAUUGCAGAAGAUCGACGAAAUAUUAACAGUGAUGGGUCUCGAUGUGUCUCGUUAUACGCUUACCGGCAACCUCAGCGGAGGUCAAAGAAAAAGACUCGCCAUCGCGCUCGAACUAAUCAAUAAUCCGCCAGUCAUGUUCCUCGAUGAACCUACGAGUGGUUUAGAUAGCGUUACUUCAAAGCAAUGCUUAGCGCUUUUGAAGCAAUUAGCGCAAGAGGGACGGACUAUCUUCAACAUGAUUGAUCAUCUUUACGUAGUCGCUGAUGGAAAUUGCGUUUACACAGGCAGCACACACAAUUUGGUACCAUAUUUAAGUAGUCUAGGAUUACACUGUCCAACACAUUAUAAUCCCGUUGAUUUCUUGAUGGAAAUAUGCAAUGGCGAUUAUGGUUCUCACAUAUCCAAGCUAGUCGAAUCGAUCGAGAAUGGCAAAAGUAAUGUAUGGAGGUCAACGAAAACUUUUUAUUCGAACGAAGAAAUUAUUAUCCCGCAACAAAACGCUCCUAUAAGAUUAUAUUCUUUCGAAACGGAAUUCAAACAGACACCGCAUUAUGCCGCCAGUUCCUGGAAGCAGCUUUGCGUCCUUGUCAAGAGAAACGCAGUUAGAUUAAUUCGCGAUAGGGUCUUAACAGUCUCACGGAUCUCAAUGCACUUGGCGAUCGCUCUGCUUACUGGCACUUUAUACUUCAAAAUUGGUCAGGAUGCCGCUUACGCUUUAGACAAUUUUAAUCUGUUGUUUUUCAACAUUAUGUUUCUCAUGUACAACGCGUUUAGCGCUACAAUGAUCUCAUUUCCUUUGGAAUUACCGAUACUUAUGCGCGAGCAUUUCAAUCGUUGGUAUAAACUACGGGCGUACUAUCUGGCGAAUAAAUUGGCCGAUUUUCUCGUCCAAUUUAUUGCCACGUUCAUUUAUACCAUCGUAGUGUAUUACAUGAGCGAUCAGCUUCCCGAAAGCAGAAGACUUGGACUAUAUAUGCUCAUGUGUUUUGCCACUAGUUUGGUCGGUCAAGCGGCCGGGCUUAUUGUAGGAUCUGGUUUAAAAGUUCAGAAUAGCGUAAUUUUUGGACCGUUUGCGAUUAUGCCGUUCUUGAUAUUUAGCGGUUUUUUCGUGCGACUGAAAGAUGCACAUCCCUACUUACAUUGGCUGUUUCGCAUGUCGUUUCUGAGAUAUGCUUUUGAGGGAGUCAUGACAGCGAUUUAUGGCUACGAUCGAGCGAAAUUGAAAUGCUCGGCGGAUUACUGUCAUUUCGCUAUCCCCGAAAAGCUCCUCGCGGAACUGGAUAUGGAGGACGUAAACUACUGGUACAAUAUUACAAUACUGAUACUGAUGUGUAUUACCUUGGAUAUUGUGGCAUAUAUUAUAUUGAAUAUAAGAGUUAAGAAACGCAUAUAGUAAUACAAUGUGAUUUAGGGAAAAAAUUUAUAUAAGUAUUGCAAAUACGUGUGGCGGGCUACUUGUGUAAAUAAAAGGUCCCAAGAGGGUCUACUCCUUAAGACUGACUUAUCUCUUGUCGAAUCUAGGCAAUUAUAUCACACUUAUGUAAUAUACAUGCAUAUAAUAUAUAUUGUAAUAUACAUGUAUGCAAGAAAAUUAUAAUUAUCGGAUAAUUAUUAUAGUUGACAAACGAAUAAUAUACGUGCAUAUUUGAUUUGUUAAAUUCAAUCGUAAUCAAAAUAUAUAUUUUCAUCUCAAAGCGAAUAGAAUUGAAGUUCCGCCAUCAUAUAAUAUGCUGUUUCUUUUUUUAUAAAUGUGACUAGAAAGACAAAUUUUGAGAUUAAAAAAUUUAUAUUUGAUAAAACAGUAAAAAAGUAAUUUUUUUAGAAGAAUAUUAAAUUUUAUGUUGUGUCAUAAACUGCA
Formica exsecta is the source of this 2533-nucleotide messenger RNA. RefSeq names its product ATP-binding cassette sub-family G member 4-like. Gene Ontology annotation, cellular component: plasma membrane. Gene Ontology annotation, molecular function: ATP binding; ABC-type transporter activity; ATP hydrolysis activity. Lineage: Eukaryota; Metazoa; Arthropoda; Insecta; Hymenoptera; Formicidae. The record is from RefSeq and is a predicted model, not a curated record.